AUGUCGUCCGCAGCGGACGCAGACAAAGUCACUCAGCUUCUCAGUCUUCUACCUUCCCUGAUAUCGAUGGCUAGAAGCAGUCUCAUCUGGGGAGUAGACCUCGAGCGACAAGACAAGGGAACUGAAGCUGUUAUUCAAAAGUUCCUGAAAGCUCACUCCACUCUCCCGUCGCUGCAAACCUCCAGGACAGCCCUCUCGCUCACCAAGGCCCUGGAGUGGCAGCGCCUCACCAGGCCUGACUCAUGCAUGAAGCAGGCCUUGACAAUAGUAGCUGAAGCAGCUGUCGCCCGCAUUACGCGCCUAGAAGACAGAAAUGUACUAUGGGUCAUGGUCGACGAGAGAAUUAUCAGAAGUUUCUCAUCUUCCUAUGAGGAUUUCAUGAGUCACAAAGGCUUGACGCACCUGGGCUUAGCAGUGAUGGAGACCCUGGCUAGACAAAUCAUUGCCGACGUUUGCGCAGGAAACACGGAGUCCGACCAGGGCGCCAUUUGCAUUGUCGAGUUCAAGCUUGCUCCAGCGCCUGCUGUCCGGUUACAGACCAGGUCCUUUCGCGACCACGUCAUUCUGAGACUAUCGGGGCUGCUUUCAUCACUUGUUCGACAUUAUCCUUCUCUGAUUGAAGAAUUCUAUGUCAUCAAUCCCUCCGAAGAAUAUUUGCUCGGCCUUGAUGUACCCGACAGAUUUUUGGCGCACACGACCCUGCUCCCCAGUCGCGAGGAUCUCGCACAUUAUCUGGGAGAAGCUGUCCCACUGGACUAUGGCGGGAAAAGUCCACCGCUUGUUGAACAUGACUGCUUGAUCAGAUCCGAAUCAGCGGCUCAACAAAAAGAGAAAUACGGUCUAUCAAAGCUGCAAGAAGUCGAGCCAGAUCCUGAUACCAGCGUUGCGAUCAAUGAAGCUGGACAAGACGAGGUGGCCAACACGGAGUCGUCCCCACCAAGCCAGCCAGGACUGAGGCUUAUCUUCUCGGAAGAAAUAGGACCGCCCACCAUUAUUUUGGAUCCUGAGGAUUUGAAAACAGCAUCCGAGCUUUGUCCGGGCAAAAUGGGCGCUCGAAUUGUCUGGGCCGAAAGUGAUAUGCUGGUCAAGUAUGGUCCUGGGGUUCGCCUAGCUGAAGCUGAAGCAAUGCACCUGGUAUCGCAUAACACCUCGAUAGCAAUACCCAAACUCUUGAGCGCAUACAUUCUCGAUGGUGUCGCAUAUAUUGUCAUGUCUUACGAAAAAGGCGAGCCUUUCCAGGACUACUGGGACUGUGCCUCAGACUUGCAGCAACAGCAUGUCCUACACCAGUUGCAAGACUAUGUCACGCAGAUGAGAAGCAUCACGGGAGAGUUCAUUGGUGGCAUCGACUCAUCCUGUUGUAGAGACGGGAUCUUUGAAGGGGGCUGGGGUGAUUACCAGUUGUAUCAGUAUGGACCUUAUGCAUCCGAAGCCGAGUUCAAUGAGGGCAUAGUUCAGGCAUUGCGGGAUCGCUUGCCACCGCAGUCGCGCGGAAAGGAAGAGAGCUUCGACUCGGACUUUUUUAAUGCAGAAUACAUCCUCUAUCAGACAGUGCGGGAGUUGCGUGGCCAUGCCAUAGUCUUUUCGCACGGGGAUCUACAUACUGGCAACAUGCUCAUUCGCUCUGAUGGAACAGUGGUGGUGCUUGACUGGGGGCUUGCCGGCUACUGGCCAGAAUACUGGGAGUUCUAUCGAGCAAUGUUCAAUCCCCCAUGGCGAUCAGCCUGGGAUAGAAUGGUUGAAAAAUUCAUUCCGCCAUACUAUGUAGAGUAUAGCAUCAUGAAGAAGGUAUUCGGUACGGUGUGGAACUGA
Aspergillus homomorphus CBS 101889 is the source of this 1812-nucleotide messenger RNA. Its product is annotated as kinase-like protein. Lineage: Eukaryota; Fungi; Ascomycota; Eurotiomycetes; Eurotiales; Aspergillaceae. The record is from RefSeq and is a predicted model, not a curated record. The transcript has 2 exons. Bases 1 to 1812 code for a protein of 603 amino acids.